Messenger RNA from Meloidogyne enterolobii, 350 nucleotides. NCBI's taxonomy places the organism in Eukaryota, Metazoa, Nematoda, Chromadorea, Rhabditida, Meloidogynidae. The record is from the annotation of a GenBank genome assembly.
UUACUCUCAUCGAGCUAAAGGGAUUACUACCAAAAAUGGCAUGUGUCAGCUUUUUCCAGCAAGUUAUGGACACGCGCCCUUUUUGGAUGUGGGCAGUUUGUUUUUGGCAUAACCUUAUUCGACAUCUAGAUAAUGGGUUCAAAUCAAGCUUAUAUGUCCCCACGCUUUGCGUGGAUAUAGAGUAGGAGGCGCGCAGAAAGCAGUAAUCAUAUGUUCGAGUUCAUGAAAUUUCCAAGGUUUUUUAGUUAUUGUUUUUGAGAGUACAAGGCCGGUACGGAGAUUUAUUUGGCUGUAUACAAGCCGUACCGAGCCUUUACUUCUUGGGACUAAACCUGGUUCCACCUCGAUUU